This is a messenger RNA of Drosophila willistoni, 7615 nucleotides long. It is a transcript of the gene msps, whose product is annotated as protein mini spindles. The transcript is spliced from 15 exons. NCBI's taxonomy places the organism in Eukaryota, Metazoa, Arthropoda, Insecta, Diptera, Drosophilidae. The coding region runs from base 365 to 6652 and encodes 2095 amino acids. Gene Ontology annotation, molecular function: microtubule plus-end binding; microtubule plus end polymerase activity. Gene Ontology annotation, cellular component: microtubule plus-end; centrosome; kinetochore. The record is from RefSeq and is a predicted model, not a curated record. Gene Ontology annotation, biological process: establishment or maintenance of microtubule cytoskeleton polarity; centrosome duplication; microtubule polymerization.
AGCUUCUUGCAAGUGCGACAGAGAUAGCCAAUGUAAAAACAACGACGCGUUUUCUUUUUAUUAUUUAUUUAACAAAACAACUGUGAAGAACAAUAUUAAUGAUUGUUGAAAAGAACCCGUAAAAGUGUAUUGCAUUGAUUGAGUUAUUAUUGUUAGCCACUGUUGUUUAAUAAUCUAAGAAUUCUUGUGCCUCCGUGUCUGCCAGUGUGUGUUUGUGUGAGGUGCAUUUUGUGAAAAAUCGAAAUUAUUGCAUAGCGUUGCUCCAGCUGCUCCUUCGUUGGGUUUUCAUGUUAAUGAACCUUUCCACAUUACUUGAUCCUAAUACCAUUGAUACAGAAACAGACGUCAAAUCACACAUCUGAACAUGUCCGAGGACACUGAAUAUAAGAAGUUACCAGUGGAGGAGCGAUGUGUCCACAAACUGUGGAAAGCCCGUGUCGAUGGCUACGAAGAGGCCGCCAAAAUUUUUAGAGAUUUGGAUGAUGAGAAAUCUCCAGAAUGGUCAAAAUUUGCUGGAUUAAUCAAAAAAAUGAUUGUGGAUUCAAACGCCUUGGCCCAGGAGAAGGGUCUUGAAGCGGCGCUUAUCUUUGUGGAAAACAGUGGCCUGGCUGGGCGGACAGUGGGUGAUGUCAUGACGGGAAUUGUACAGAAAUGCAUUGCAGCUCCAAAGACCAAAACUAAAGAACUUGCAGUUCAAGUCACCCUCAUGUAUGUGGAAAUUGAAAAGCAUGAGGCUGUGGUGGAAGAGUUGGUCAAGGGUAUGGACCACAAGAACCCUAAGAUUGUGGCAGCUUGUGUAGCAGCCGCCACAUUGGCUCUCCACGAAUUCGGGCACAAAGUGAUUGGAGUAAAACCGGUUAUCAAGAAGCUCGCCACACUCAUGUCAGACCGCGACAAGGCAGUUCGUGAUGAGGGCAAAUUGUUGGCCGUGGAAAUAUUUCGUUGGAUUGGUGCAGCCAUGAAGCCGCAGAUUGCCACUUUGCCGCAGGUGACCCUUAAAGAGCUUGAAGAUGAAUUUGACAAGCUAAAGGGUGAACGAGUGGAGCCCUCUAGAUAUCUCAAAUCGCAGCAAGAGAAACAGGCGAUGAUUGCCGAAACUGCCGCUGUCGAGGAUACAUUCAAUGAUGAAGAUGGAGGCGCUGGCAUGGAGGAAAUCGAUCCUAUGGAUCUUUUGGAUCCUGUUGACAUACUUUCCAAAAUGCCAAAAGAUUUCUACGACAAACUCGAGGAGAAAAAGUGGACACUGCGUAAGGAGUCCCUGGAAGUUCUUGAGAAGCUGCUUACAGACAAUCCAAAAUUGGAGGCUGGCGAAUAUGGAACAUUGGUCAGUGCCUUAAAGAAAGUAAUUACGAAGGAUUCCAAUGUAGUCUUGGUGGCUAUGGCAGUUAAAUGCAUGGCCUUGCUGGCAAAGGGAUUGGCCAAACGUUUCUCCAACUACUCAACGGCUUGUGUGCCCGCUCUGUUGGAAAAAUUCAAGGAAAAGAAGCCGAAUGUAGUGACAGCUCUGCGCGAAGCCAUGGACGCCAUUUAUCCAUCAACCACACUCGAGGCUCAGCAAGAAUGCAUAGUCGAAGCUCUGGCCAAUAAGAAUCCCAGUGUUAAAUCUGAAACGGCUUUAUUUCUGGCCCGUGCUUUCUGCCGCACUCAGCCGACUUCGCUGAACAAAAAACUAAUCAAACUGCUGAUCACGAGCCUCAUUAAAACGCUGAACGAAUCUGAUCCCACAGUCCGUGAUAGUAGUGCCGAAGCAUUGGGUACGCUAAUGAAAUUAAUGAGCGAAAAGACGGUCGCCCCACUCCUAACCGAAGUUGAUCCGCUAAAGAUGGCAAAAAUCAAAGAGUGUCAUGACAAGGCCGAGAUCAAGAUUAAAUUAGCAGCUCCUAAAAAGGAUGCGGCUCGUCCAGCUUCGGCUCCCAACGCUAAACCUGCAGCAGUUGCAUCCAAAUCUAAAGCUGGGAGCGGGGAACCCAAACCAGUUAGUCGUCCGGCAACGACUGGAGCUCGCAAGGUCAUCAAAAAGCCAGCGGGAGCUGCUGGCGGUAACGGAGGUGCUGCUACAGUAACUUCUUCGAAGGGUACUGGGAAAGCCAUGGCAACAGAACGUGAAAUGAGCCCAGAGGAAGUGCUGGCUAAGGCGGAUGAACUUUUACCUGCUGAUAUACUCAGCGGUCUAGUGGACUCCAACUGGAAGAAUCGUCUAUCUGCUGUUGAACAGUUACUUGGCCAGAUUGCAACUUUUGAGGCAAAACAACCGGGUAUAUCACAGAUUCUUGUGCGCACCAUUAGCGGACGCAAACCUGGUCUCAAAGAGAUGAACUUUCAAGUGCUCAAGGUUAAGCUGGACAUUAUACGCAGCGUAGCAGAGGAUUAUCCGCUGACUUCAAUCACUGUUGAUCAGGUAGUCAACGAGAUUACAGAAAAACUAGCCGACGCCAAAAAUGGUGCUGUCGCUGCCGAUGUUCUUACCGCCAUGGCGGAGGCUACCAAACUAGAUCAUGUAGUUGGAAGAGUUCUAAGUUUUGCCUUUGACCAGAAGUCACCAAAAGUGCAAUCGGAGGCAUUUAACUGGGUAAACAAGGCAAUUACAGAAUUUGGCUUUCAAAUACAGCCAAAAAUUCUGAUCGAGGAUGUUCGCAAAGGUGUCCAGAGCACGAAUCCCACAGUGCGUGGAGCAGCUAUUUCACUGGUUGGCACUAUGGCCAUGUAUAUGGGCAAUGCUUUGAUGAUGUUCUUCGAUGGCGAGAAACCGGCACUUAAGUCUCAGAUUCAGUCCGAGUUCGACAAAAAGAUAGGCGAGAAGCCACCUCGGCCUGUGAGGGGAGUCCAACGCAGCCUGGGCGGAGGUGAUGGACAAACCGAUCCAGACAAUGAAUGCGAUGAUGCAGCUGAUGAUGAACCCAUGAAUUUGAAUGAUUUGUUGCCCCGAAUUGACAUUUCACCGCAGAUCACCGAGAACCUGCUAAAGGAGAUGUCCGACAAGGAUUGGAAGGUACGCAACGAAGGUUUGACCAAACUGCAGAUUAUAAUUGCGGAUGCUAAAUUGAUCAAACCCAGUAUCGGUGAGCUGGCCCCCGCUUUGGCCCAGCGCCUUGUCGAUUCGAACGCGAAAAUUGCACAGACUGCUCUAUCUAUUUGCGAGCAACUGGCCACGGCCAUGGGAUCCAGUUGUCGCGGUCUCGUACGCAUCCUCUUCCCAGGAUUUUUGCAUGCUUUAGGGGAUAAUAAGAGUUUCGUACGAGCCGCUGCCCUCAACUGCAUUAAUAGCUUUGGUGAAAAAGGCGGUUACAAGGAAUUCUUCGAGAAUGAAAUGAUUCCGGAUGCCCUAAAGAGCGGCUCACCGGCCCUCAAGUCGGAACUGUGGGCGUGGUUGGCUGAUAAACUUCCCGGACUACCACCAAAAUCAAUUUCUAAGGAGGAGUUGUCCUCAAUGGUGCCCCAUUUGUAUGCCCAUAUCUGUGACCGCAAUGCGGAUGUCCGCCGAAAUGCCAACGAGGCGAUUUUGGGCAUUAUGAUUCACUUAAGCUUCGAGACAAUGGUGCGGGCUCUGGACAAACAAAAGCCAGCAUCCAAGAAAGACAUAAUGGCAGCUUUAGAGAAGGCUCGACCCAAUUUGCCUGUCAAGCCUCUGCCCAAGGGCAAGUUGCAGGCGCCCAUACCUGAUGAGGCGAAGAAAACUGUGCGUGGAGGGGGAGCAGUUGGAGGAAGUGCUAUUGCCCAAAAGGGUGGCGCGGCAAAAGCAGUAGUUGGAGAUAGCAACAAAUCAGCGCCUGCUUCUAGCCGAAAAAAGGAUGAGGAUUUAGACUUGUCGCCUUUGCUGGCAGUUAAUUCGCUUAAGAAUCAGCGUCUCAUCGAUGAACAAAAAAUGCGAGUUCUCAAAUGGCAAUUUACUACACCACGGGAGGAGUUCACAGAAUUGUUGCGCGAACAGAUGACGGCAGCAAAUGUGAACAAGGCGCUAAUGGCGAACAUGUUGCACGAUGACUUCCGCUACCACUUAAAAGUUAUUGAGCAGUUAACAGAGGAUUUACCACAAAACAGCAAGGCUCUGAUUUCCAAUUUAGAUUUGAUACUCAAGUGGCUGACUUUGCGUUUCUAUGAUACCAACCCUUCUGUACUGAUUAAGAGUCUGGAUUAUCUGGCGCAGGCAUUCCAGAUGUUAAUCGAUCUGGAGUACAUCCUGGCCGAGAAUGAAGGCAGCAGCUUUGUGCCACAUCUUCUCCUAAAGAUUGGCGAUCCCAAGGAUGCUGUUCGCAAUGGAGUACGUCGUGUUCUCCGCCAAGUCCUACUUGUGUAUCCCUUUACCAAGGUCUUCUCCUAUGUGAUGGAAGGAUUAAAGUCAAAAAAUGCCCGCCAGCGUACCGAGUGUUUGGACGAAUUGACCUACCUCAUCGAAGAAUAUGGUCUGAGCAUUUGCCAACCGUCACAGCAGGUGGCCUUCAAGGAGAUCGCUCGACACAUCUCAGAUCGCGAUAAUUCCGUGAGAAAUGCGGCUCUUAAUUGCAUUGCGCAAGCCUAUUUCUUGGGAGGUGAAAAGAUUUAUAAACUAAUUGGUCAGCUGAACGAGAAGGAUUUGUCCAUGCUCGAUGAGAGAAUUAAAAGAGCCAAAAAGACAAAGAAACCAGCUCCAGCGCCAGCUGAAAUAGCUAGUAAGCCGACUUCUGGACCCCCACAAGUUGCGCGACAGGAUAGCAUAGAGAUUGAGGAUGGCGAAGUCGGAAGCAACAAUGGCUCUGAUGAAUUGCCGCCACCCAACGAAGAAGGUUUUCAGCCAGAGUUAAACGCGCGUGGCCUGAGCAACUUGACGGAACGAAGUGCCACAAAUGUUGCGGCCUACUUACACUCCCUAACUCGACAGGCAACAUUCGACCAGGCUCCGUCAGCGCAGUUGCUUCAAUUGCAACAACAGUUGCAGCAGCUACAACAGCAGGCUCAACAGCUGAAACCCAGCGGCCCUUUUGGCCUCGACCCACAGGUCAUUGCCGAUAUCGAAAAGGAUUGGGUUCGUGUUGACCAGAUGGCCUUUAAGGAGUUGCCUAAAGUGGACAUAUCGCUGCUUUAUGAACCCAUUAAAGUAUUGCCUUCCCGUGGUGGUAUCUUUUAUCCUCAGGAUAAAUUCGAUCGCCUCAUAGCACGGUCACGGCACAUCCAACAGAAUCUUACUCCUCCGGCCCCAGGUAACACCAGCAUGGCCGGUGGAAUUUCACCAUAUCGAAGUCCAAUGCGUCAGACGCAAAGCCAACAGCAACAAGUAGAUAACAAUAUGCCCAAUCUCUCCGAUAUGUUGCCUAAGCAUGAUCCACAGCUGGUCAAGCUUAUUAAGGCAGUUGGCGGUCAGGAUACAUUAAAAGCCCGCGCCGCUAUUAAUGAGUUGGGUGCUAUUAUUGAAGCUCCUGAAAAACAAGCUGUGCUUCGUGACUAUGAGGAAAUAUUUAUACAAAAUGUAUUGGCGCAGCUUAAGAAUCUCUCGCAAUUGCCCACUUCACAGUCUUUAGUUGUGUACCAGCCUCUGCUGUCGAUCAUGUAUACAUUUUUCUAUGCCAACAUUCUUGGCACAACACUUAGCGUGGCCUGUAUUAAGAAUCUCAUGUCCUCGUUGCUGCAUCUAAUGGCAGAUCCAAAACUAAUCAGUGGCGAUGAUGGGCAAUAUAACAAAGUGAUAAAUGGCAUAUGCGUUAAAGUGCUUGACAAAGUCAAUUUUACUAACUUGAAUUGCGCCCUUAUUCGCCUGCUACGUGAGACUUGUCCAGUUGCCGGCCUUCCAAAAUUCACAGAGCUGUUAAUGAAAUGCAUUUGGAGGAAUGUUAAAAUGCUACCAGAGCGAUCCAAUGAGCUAAAUUACGAUGCAGUCAUUCUGGAAGUGCAUGAAUUUAUGUUGGCGCUUCCCAGCACAUGGUGGCAGAACCGUCCCUGCGACACACCGUUGCGCACAGUGAAGACAAUUAUCCAUAACAUGGCCAAAUUAAAGGGCAAUGCCAUAUUGCAGCAUCUGAAUCAAAUACCAACACAUUCGGAAUUACAUACGUAUUUGAUUCGAAUCCUUAAGAACUUCCAAAAGGAUGGCGCUAUCGUUGGCACCAACGCCUCGCCGCAACGCCAGCAAGGUGGUGCCAAAGAGGUUGCUUCAAAACGGAUAUCGCAUCAGACCCAUGAUACUGUAUCGCAAAUUUUCAAGCUAAUUUCAGACAGAGACACAAAACAGCAAGGACUCCAGAAGCUAUAUGACUUCAAGCAACAAAACCCAGAUAUUGAUUUGAGCACAUUUCUGCAAGGUUCCAGUGCCACUUUCCACAAGUAUAUCGAAGAAGGCCUAGCCGAGAUUGAGCGGAAUCAGAAUGUCGACCCUGUACAGGCGCCCGAUAAUCGCACAGCCUAUACCCAUUCUAAUUUCACAGAUACCUAUCAGAAAACUGAGCGAGAUGCAGACUAUUGGAUGUACCGCCUGCACUGUAUGACGGGCAAAUAUUCACACAAUUCGGAGGAUGGAUCCGGUGUACUGGAUAAUAAAGUGGUUGAUGAAAAUCUAUGCAUGAAUUCAAUGAACUCGCAGAAGGUAUCUCUUAUCAAGCGCGACAAACCAGAGCUAUCUCCCAAUCGCCUGCAGCAUAUACAAGCAAAACUGGCCCAGAUUAAGAAGGAGAAUCAUGCCCAAUAAACGCACGCUGGCGUGGAUGUUUACUAUUUGUAGUUAAAUAUCGUAUAAAUGAUUAUUAUAUACAUAUAUAAAUCAAGAGUAGCAAACCAACCGGCCCUCUCCCUCCCCUACACAGAAACACACACGGAACAAAUUACACUAACACUGAUGAGUAGGAAUAGGAGAACGGCGGCUUGUGUCGUCAACUACAUAAAUCAUUUAUUAUUUAACAUAGUUAUUAAUAACGCUUAUAAACGACUCUCGGUAUAUAUUAUUAUAUUAUGAUAUUUAUUCAAUUCAAUAAGAUUUAGUAACAAGCGAAAAUCGAAACAGGUUAACAACAAUAACAAUAAUUAACUACAUUUCAGUAACUACUACAAUACAAUAACUAUUACCAUUUAUUAUGAUUACUACUAAGUACUAAUUACUACAAAAUUAACUAUGUGCUUGCACUGAGUAAUAAUUCAAGUUGAAUUGGCUUAAUUGAGAUUAGGUUUCUGGUAUUCUUUUUUAUUGUUUAAUUCGAGUUUAAAAUGCUCCAAUUUUGUCCUCUUGUUAGUUUACGCAAUUAGAUUGUUAUAAUACAGUUUUUCUUGUUUUGGUUAAAUAUGAAGUUAAAUCAUUUUUAAAGAGAACACACUAUGUUAAAUAUUUAAAGAAUUGUGUAAACAUAUUAAGCAUCGAAUCUUGUUAUCCUGUCUAUGUUUCCCUCCCGUUUUCCAACUCCCCAACCUGUUCCAGCCAAGCUGAAUAAACAACAGCUAUGAGUUCAGCGCCCAACCCCGGCCUUGUCCCAUUUUAUUUUAAAUUCGAGUAUUUUACCAUAUAUGUAUUGCAGCUAAAUUUUUAACCUGUGUUUAAUUUAAGUCACACAUACACAAACCACACACACUUAAACUCACCACAGUCCCCAUAUACGCGAGCAUAUUUUUGUAACAUCCUCAUAUUAUUUAUGCAAAAAUAAAUGUUAUAUUUAUAAUUCAA